Medioppia subpectinata is the source of this 492-nucleotide messenger RNA. The record is from the annotation of a GenBank genome assembly. NCBI's taxonomy places the organism in Eukaryota, Metazoa, Arthropoda, Arachnida, Sarcoptiformes, Oppiidae.
AGAGAGGCGUGGAUUCACUACAAGACGUACGCCUGGGGUGAGAACGAGUUGAGGCCCAUCUCCAAGAAGGGACACUCGGCCGGCAUUUUUGGCACAACUAAAUUAGGGGCCACAAUUGUGGACGGAUUGGACACACUAUUCAUUAUGGGAAUGAACGAUGAGUUCAAAGAGGGCAGGGAUUGGGUCGACCAGAACUUGCACUUCGAUAGCAUAAACAGCGAAGUGUCGGUCUUUGAGACGAUAAUCCGUUUCGUCGGCGGUCUUCUCACGUGCUAUGCGUUCACCAAAGACGAGAUGUUUAUCUCUCGGGCCAACGCUAUUGCCUCUAAGAUGUUGCCAGCGUUUGACACACCGACGGGAAUACCACACGCGUUGAUCAACCCGGCGAGCGGUCACAGCAAGAACUAUGUCUGGGCCUCACAGUCCAGCUCUAUAUUAGCAGAAGUGGGAACUCUUCACUUGGAAUUCCAAUACUUGAGUGAUAUUACCGGU